AUUAAAUUAAAAAAAUUACACAAAAAUGAGUGAAUUUGACCGAACCGAGCAGCUUCGUCGCUCAAUCCGACGACCAAAAAAAGCACCAGCACCACAACCACCAGUCAUACCUUCCAUUCCUCUCUCUACAUCAACCCCAAAAUCACCAAUCAUCACAAAAUCACUAUUUACAUCCCGUCUUCCAUCAGCGAAGCCAGUGCCGCCCCCAACAACAACAUCAGAGGAUGUCUCGUCAAUUAUUAAGCGACUUUUAAUCACAAAACGAGAUUUUGUAGCACCAAACAGCAAUGACGUACGUCCAACGACUGUUCAUACAUCACCGAUAUCGUCACCGACAGCAACAACCACAAUUUCACCGCGCGUUGUCUCGCAUGUGCCAAAAACCACAUCAAAUAAUGAUGACGACUCACAAAGUGCAUUGCUAGCCAUUCAAAAGCAUAUCAAUGCAAUUGAGUUUAAUCAGAAAGUGCACGCGAUUGAGCAAGAGCAACAGCCACAAAUUCCAAUCAUUCCAGUGCGUAAGACUCGAUAUGAUGAAAUGGAGUCACUGCUAAAUACGGGAAUCAGUGAUUUGGCAACAAACCAGCAUGAUACGGACGAUGAAGGUGACAGUGGAAUUCAAUUUCAGCGUGGUGGGACGACUAGAAGUUCAGUUCAAGGUGUGCCGAGUCAAAAUAGUGAUACGAAAAAGCUUAAAAUGCCUAGACCAGCUGCACGGACAGCUAGUGAUACUAAGCAGCAUGAAAUGUUGAGGAAUUUAUUUAAAAAUGUAGGAGGAAAGAAAACGGAAGUUGAGGAUCCGGCGAAGAAGGCUAAGGGUUCACCAAACAUGCAGAUGCGUGUCACAAACAGUCACAAUCGUUGGCGUCCCGGUGAGGAACAGCAGUCAGGCGGUGCAAAUCACACAAGAUGGCGUCCAGCUGAGGAACAAAUUGGCAAAUAUCGACUGCUCAAGACAAUUGGAAAGGGUAAUUUUGCCAAGGUGAAACUCGCAAAGCACGUGCCGACUGGUAAAGAAGUUGCAAUUAAAAUUAUUGACAAGACACAACUUAAUCCCACCAGUUUGCAAAAGCUCUUCCGGGAGGUUCGCAUUAUGAAGAUGCUCGAUCAUCCCAACAUAGUAAAGCUUUUUCAAGUGAUUCAAACGGACAAGACUUUGUACCUUGUGAUGGAGUACGCAUCCGGUGGCGAAGUCUUUGACUAUCUCGUUAUGCAUGGUCGCAUGAAGGAGAAAGAGGCGCGCGCUAAAUUCAGACAAAUUGUCUCAGCCGUUCAGUAUUUGCAUCAGAAACGCAUUAUUCAUCGUGAUUUAAAGGCAGAGAAUCUACUGCUUGACUCAGAAAUGAAUAUAAAAAUUGCCGAUUUCGGCUUUAGUAAUGAAUUUACACCCGGCAAUAAGCUGGACACAUUCUGUGGAAGCCCUCCAUAUGCAGCACCUGAAUUGUUCCAGGGUAGGAAAUAUGAUGGUCCUGAAGUUGAUGUAUGGUCGCUUGGCGUUAUUCUGUACACACUAGUAAGUGGAUCGCUUCCAUUUGAUGGUACAACGUUACGUGAAUUGCGUGAACGUGUGUUACGUGGCAAGUAUCGUAUACCAUUUUACAUAUCCACCGACUGCGAAAAUUUAUUAAGGAAAUUCCUCGUACUCAAUCCGGCAAAGCGAGCGAGCUUAGAGCAAAUUAUGAAGGAUAAAUGGAUGAACAUGGGCUAUGAAGAUGAUGAGCUGAAGCCAUAUAUAGAGCCACAGCCUGAUCUCAAUGAUCAGAAAAGGAUAGAAUGCUUAGUGGCGUUGGGAUAUAAACGAGAGGACAUAGAAGCGUCAUUAUCACAAACACGAUACGAUGAUGUGCAUGCAACUUAUUUACUAAUUAGUCGUAAAAAUACAGAUCCGGAAUCUGACGGUUCCAGAUCAGGUUCAUCUCUUUCAUUACGUAAUUUGACGGGCGAGGCUGUACCACCAGGUGCAAAUAGUCAAGUGCAAUCGCCAACACAUCGUCGCGUACAUCGCAGUAUUUCAGCAACAAGCACUAAUCCAUCGCGACGUGCGUCGUCUGGAGGUGAGACAUUGAGAACAGGAAAUGCAGUUCCAACUACAAGUAACGCUGCAAAUGGCACAAAUACAGCCACAACAGCAUCAAAUGCUACAUCAUCAGCAGCACCGGAACGAUCAACAAUUAGCAGUAACUUCAAAAGACAAAAUACAAUCGAUGCGGCGACGAUCAAAGAGAAUACAACACGCUUAGCGACACAAAAUCAACGGCCAGUAUCAGCACAACCCAAAACCACCACAGAGUCAUCUACAUCAGCAACGUCGCCAGUCAAGCCACGUGCAACCAUAACGAAAUAUGAUGCAGCAUCAAAUGUAAACAGAACGGUUGGUCCAGCUGGUGGACUUAUUCCACGUCGGUCAACGACUCUUUAUGAAAAGACAUCGUCGUCUGAGAAGACUAAUGUUUCCACUGAUAACACUUCAUUGGCAGCUGAAUUUGGAAGUCGUCCGUCGACGACAAGCGGAACUAAGGGUCAUGUUAAGAGUGCAUCUGUAUCUAGUCCAGGUCCAUCUAGCGAUAACACAACAUCCACACAAACUGACCCUUUACGUCAAAGGCCACAACCGUCGGCAUUUCCCAGAAAUGUUCCCUCGAGAUCGACUUUCCAUUCGGGACAAACAAGGACGCGCAACAGUAGCUCAUCGGGUGCAGCAGGUAGUGACGCAGCCAAAGGAAGCUUCUUGCAGAGAAUUUCAAAUCGCUUUAGUAAACGACCCAUCGAUGGCCAAGCUAACAGUCCAAGCACACCAAUUAGCGGAUCAAAUUCUGAGGAGCCAGUUAAGCCACGUGCGCUGAGAUUCACAUGGUCGAUGAAGACAACAUCACCGAGACUGCCUGACGACAUCAUGGCUGAGAUACGAUCGGUUCUUGAUAAGAAUAAUUGCGAUUAUGAGCAGAGGGAAAGAUUUGUCCUACUCUGCGUCCACGGAGAUCCAAAUACUGACUCACUUGUACAGUGGGAAAUUGAAGUCUGCAAAUUGCCUCGACUGUCGCUUAACGGAGUCCGAUUUAAGCGAAUUUCUGGUACAAGCAUUGGCUUCAAGAACAUUGCUACCGCAACGUCAACAUCUUCGAACAACAACAACAACAAUACUGGUAACAGCAGCGGCAGUAACAAUGGCAACAGCAACAACAAUAACAAUAAUAAUAACAAUAACAUUCCGUCAGCAAAUCACGAGAAAUCAGUCGAUGAGAGCGACGCAUGGAGCUUUGACAGUGGCGAUGAUGUCAUCGAGAUCUCACUCAAUGAAUGUGGAAAGAACAAAAAAGGUGAAUUGGGAAAUCCCAGCAAUAAAAAAGGUCAGUUGGAGAUUCAUUCAAGCAUUUAUUAUCCACAAAUAAACAAGGAAGAAGCAACAGAAAGUGAAUUUGGAUGUAAAGGAAUUCAAGCAAGAUUUAUUCGACGAGUUUAUAUUGUAUUAUUGCUCAGACAGAUCAUCACUUUCGGCUUUGUUACUCUAUUCAUUCAAAAUCCAAGCAUCCAGCUGUACACAGACAGAAAUCCACUUGUAAUUGGAAUAAUCAUCAUCUUUACAGUUGCACUGUUUGGCUUUAUUUUAUUCUCAAAAUCAUCAAUUCGGUCGCAUUCAACAAAUGUCUUUUUGCUGGGAUUUUAUGGUGUUGUGGAGUCAGUUCUGCUGAGCUUUAUUGGAGUUGCUUUUGUGCCUAAAAUUAUGUUCAUGACGGUUAUUGUGAUAAUUUGCGUACUGCUGGUGUUUAUUGUGUUAAGCUUUCAGUCAAAAUAUGAUUUUAGCAAAUUCAGUCAAAUUUCAUGGAUAAUUCCCAUUCUAUUUGCAAUUGAGUUAGCUAUUGGGCUGCUUUUCAUCACGAAUGAGUUCAACAAGUACGUUGCUGCAUGUUUAUUAGCCACUUUGUACAUUAUUUAUGUUGUUUAUUGCACACAAGAGAUGAAAAGUGAUAAAGAUGGAAGCAGAUUAACAGCUAAUGAUUCCGUGUUGACGGCUUUGAACAUUUAAUAAAGUGAGGGGGAAACAACAUGGUGGGUAAAUUUUUUAGGGGGUAUCAGGAGGAUGGGGUUAAACCAUCAUUUUUAUCAAUUUCAAGCAUGAUUUUCUUUAGUCUGGGUCGGUUUUCCACCUCUCAAGGGGAGGGGGGAGGGGCGGGAGGUGUGACUUUAGUAUUAAUUAUCCAGUAGCACUAGAGGAGGUGGGUCGAAAAUGGUCUUUUAAUAAUUUUAAUGAAAACCUCCAAAAUAAAUGAUUUUCCCAUCAAGUUGUGUUUCCCUCAAAGCAGGCGAGCAACCAGGCGGGGAUUUGGGGGACAAAUCCUCCAACGUUAACAGAAAAUUUCUUCAUUUUGCUAGAAGUUUUAUGAAAAAAUCAUCCUUUAAUUAUCAAAAUCUCCUUUAAUUAUCCAUGUAAAAUUUUUUUGUCCCCCCUCUUCAAAUUCCUGGCUACACCCCUGCCUCAAAGUAAUAUUUAAUUAUAACAUCUUUUCACAAAAACAAAGUUCAUUUUUCAAUAAAAAGAGAAAAAUUCUGCAAGAAAAAUAUACGAAAGUCAAACACAAAAUUUUCCAAUAGUAAAAAUGUGUGAAAAAUAUUCUUUUUAAAAUAAAUUUUCUAUUUUUACAACCCAAAAAAUAAAGAAAAUCACGCAUCGAAUUUCUCUUAAUUUUAAUGCUCUCAUGAACAUGCUUAGCAGCAGCUGGUGUCUACUUACUAUUUUGUUUACUAACAUUCCUAUUGUUUAAGGUUGCUUAGUGUCCGUGGAUUGAUUUAAUUAAUUUAUGGUGUCUGUUGAUUGUCUGUAAGGUUAGAUUUGCUGCAGGUGUUCGCAACCUAGGGUAAGUUUUAGUAAAAGCAUGGGUUUUUUCUAAGAUUUCACAUUUUAUGUGGAUGAUAUUGGAGCUAGGCCCUUAUAGUACCCAAUUAG
This is a messenger RNA of Chironomus riparius, 4942 nucleotides long. NCBI's taxonomy places the organism in Eukaryota, Metazoa, Arthropoda, Insecta, Diptera, Chironomidae. The record is from the annotation of a GenBank genome assembly.